Molecule: messenger RNA, 7494 nt
Organism: Grosmannia clavigera kw1407
Lineage: Eukaryota; Fungi; Ascomycota; Sordariomycetes; Ophiostomatales; Ophiostomataceae
Product: pre-mRNA splicing factor
Exons: 6
Coding region: 1-7494 (2497 amino acids)
Biological process (GO): spliceosomal tri-snRNP complex assembly; mRNA splicing, via spliceosome
Cellular component (GO): U5 snRNP; catalytic step 2 spliceosome
Molecular function (GO): metallopeptidase activity; U2 snRNA binding; U1 snRNA binding
Source: RefSeq, a predicted model, not a curated record
AUGCUUCCUCCUCCUCCUGCGGCCCCCCCGCCACCCUCCCCGCCUGGGUUCAAGCCUCUCACUGGUGCCGACAUUGCGAAACUUCAGCAGAAGAAGAACGAAUGGCUUCGGACGCAUCGCAAUCGAUUUGGCGAGAAGAGAAGGGGCGGCUUUGUUGAGACGCAGAAAGCCGACAUGCCACCGGAACAUCUGCGGAAGAUCGUGAAAGAUAUUGGCGAUGUUUCCCAGAAGAAAUACACCAGCGACAAGAGAAGCUACCUGGGUGCUCUCAAAUUCAUGCCCCAUGCAGUUUUGAAACUUCUAGAGAACAUGCCGAUGCCUUGGGAAUCAGCACGAGAAGUAAAGGUUCUUUAUCACGUCAAUGGGUGCCUGACUCUUGUCAAUGAAGUGCCUCGCGUUAUCGAGCCAGUAUUCCACGCGCAAUGGGCAACUAUGUGGACUGCCAUGCGGAAAGAGAAGAGUGACAGGAGGCUUUUCAAGCGCAUGCGAUUUCCUCCAUUUGACGAUGAAGAGCCUCCACUGUCUUGGUCUGAGAACAUCGAAGAUGUGGAGCCCUUGGAACCUAUUCAAAUGGAGCUCGAUGAAGAAGAAGACGAAGCCGUCUACGAGUGGUUUUAUGACAACAGACCAUUAGUCGAUACGCCUCAUGUCAAUGGACCAAGCUACAAAGCCUGGAACCUCUCAUUGCAGCAGAUGGCUACUUUGUACCGCCUCAGUCGUCCAUUAAUGACCGGCAUCCACGACGAAAACUACUUCUACCUCUUCGAGCCGCAGAGCUUUUUCACUUCCAAAGCGCUGAAUGUUGCUCUUCCUGGCGGGCCGCGAUUUGAACCGCUAUACAAGGAUAUCGAUCCGAACGACGAGGACUUUGGCGAGUUUAAUGCUAUAGACCGCAUUAUUUUCCGGAGCCCAAUUCGAACAGAGUCUCGGGUUGCAUUUCCGCAUCUGUACAACUCCUUACCCAGAAGCGUUCAGAACUCCUGGUACGCUUUCCCGCAGAGCGUAUAUAGAGUGUCGGAUAAUGCAGCCCUACCUACGUUUCAUUUUGAGUCGUCUAUCAACCCGGUCUCAUCGCGCUCCUCUGCGUCGAAGUAUACCACUGUCAGCCAUGAAGACGAGCUUUUUGGACCUGGCCGCAACGAAGAACCGGAUGAUGAUGUAUUUGAACUGCCUGCGGGAUUGUCGCCCUUCCUUGCUGAUGAGGCCCUUGCAACGGAUGACACGACCUCCGCCAUCGAGUUGUGGUGGGCACCGUAUCCUUUUGAUCGUCGAUCUGGCCAUAUGGUCCGCGCUCAAGACGUUCCUUUGGUCAAAAAAUUCUAUCUGGAUCAUCCUCCUCCCGACCUACCUCUGAAAAUACACGUAUCCUACCAGAAGCUCUUGAAGACGUACGUCCUCAAUGAGUUGCACAAGAAGAAGCCUAAGACACUGCAGAGGCAGGAUCUUCUCCAGACGCUAAAACAGACAAAGUUCUUCCAACAGACGACAAUUGACUGGGUUGAAGCUGGCCUGCAUGUCUGCAGACAGGGGUUCAAUAUGCUUAACCUGCUUAUACACCGGAAGAACCUCACAUAUCUUCACCUGGACUACAAUUUCAACUUGAAGCCGGUCAAGACUUUGACCACGAAGGAGCGGAAGAAGUCUCGCUUCGGAAACGCGUUCCAUCUGAUGCGUGAGAUCUUGCGGUUGACCAAGCUGAUUGUGGACGCACAUGUCCAGUAUCGUCUUGGCAACAUUGACGCUUUCCAACUGGCUGAUGGUAUUCUCUACGCAUUCAACCAUGUUGGCCAACUGACUGGAAUGUACCGGUACAAGUACAAGCUGAUGCACCAAAUCAGAUCUUGUAAAGACCUCAAGCAUCUUAUCUACUUCAGCUUCAACAUUGGUUCUGUUGGAAAGGGCCCUGGCUGUGGUGUGUGGGCACCAGCUUGGAGGGUGUGGCUUUUUUUCAUGCGUGGUAUCAUUCCUCUACUGGAACGCUGGUUGGGCAACUUGCUUUCCCGUCAGUUCGAGGGUCGGCACAGCAAGGGCGUGGCCAAAACGGUCACCAAGCAGAGAGUGGAAUCCCAUUUUGACCUUGAGCUUCGUGCGUCUGUCAUGGACGACUUGAUGGACAUGAUGCCUGAGGGCAUCAAGCAGAACAAGAUCAAUACAGUUCUCCAGCAUCUGUCUGAGGCCUGGCGGUGCUGGAAGAGUAAUAUUCCUUGGAAGGUGCCUGGCUUGCCCGCGCCCAUCGAGAAUGUGAUUCUUCGAUAUGUCAAAGCAAAAGCAGACUGGUGGAUUUCUGUUGCGCACUACAACCGAGAGCGUAUUCGGCGAGGUGCCACUGUGGACAAAACUGUGGCGAAGAAGAACGUUGGUCGACUCACGCGUCUGUGGCUGAAAGCAGAACAAGAGAGACAGCACAACCACAUGAAAGACGGUCCCUACGUGUCCUCUGAAGAGGCCGUUGCAAUAUAUACGACGACGGUACACUGGCUGGAGUCGAGGAAAUUCUCACCUAUUCCAUUUCCUAGUGUAUCGUACAAGCACGACACGAAGAUACUGAUUCUGGCCCUCGAGAGACUUCGCGAGUCCUACUCGACAAAGGGCAGGCUGAAUCAAAGCCAGCGAGAGGAGCUCGCGUUAAUCGAGCAGGCAUAUGACAACCCAGGAACGACGCUAGAGCGAAUCAAGAGAUUCCUGCUCACCCAGAGAGCUUUCAAAGAGGUUGGCAUCGACAUGAACGACAACUACAGCACUAUCAACCCUGUGUACGACAUUGAGCCGAUUGAGAAAAUCAGCGAUGCGUAUCUAGAUCAGUAUCUGUGGUAUCAAGCAGACCAGCGCCACCUCUUUCCUGCUUGGAUCAAGCCCUCAGACUCUGAAGUCCCACCGUUGUUGGUGUACAAAUGGACGCAGGGCAUCAACAACUUGCAGACUGUCUGGGAGACAGAAACCGGCGAGUGCAACGUCUUGAUCGAGACACAGCUGUCCAAAGUUUAUGAGAAGAUCGAGCUCACUCUACUCAAUUCCUUACUGCGACUGGUUAUGGAUCACAACUUGGCCGACUACAUUACUGCCAAAAACAAUGUGACGCUUGCAUACAAGGAUAUGAGCCAUGUCAACAGCUAUGGCAUGAUCCGGGGCCUUCAGUUCUCUGCCUUUGUCUUCCAGUACUAUGGAUUGAUUCUAGACUUGCUAUUGCUCGGACCACAGCGCGCCAGUGAGAUUGCCGGGCCGCCUCAAAGCCCAAACGAUUUUCUUCAGUUCCAAGACCGGGACACGGAGACAAAGCAUCCGAUCCGUCUUUACACCAGAUAUAUCGACAAAAUUUGGGUGUUUUUGCGGUUUUCGGCCGAGGAGUCGCGUGAUUUGAUUCAGCGGUUCUUGACCGAGCAGCCUGACCCCAAUUUCGAAAAUGUCAUAGGCUACAGGACAAAGAAGUGCUGGCCUCGCGAUUCUCGGAUGCGUCUGAUGCGACACGACGUCAACUUGGGAAGAGCCGUAUUCUGGGACUUGAAGAAUCGGCUACCUCGGUCCGUGACUACGAUCGAGUGGGAAGACACGUUCGCCAGCGUGUACAGUCGAGACAACCCGAAUCUGCUUUUCUCCAUGUGUGGAUUUGAAGUCCGCAUCCUGCCCAAGACACGCAACCAAAACGAUGAAUUUCCAGUCAAGGACAGUGUCUGGUCUUUGGUCGACAAUACCACCAAAGAAAGAACUGCGCACGCGUUCCUUCAGGUGACGGAGGAAGACGUCCACAAAUUCAACAACCGCAUUCGCCAGAUUUUGAUGUCCUCUGGGUCGACAACGUUUACCAAGAUUGCGAACAAGUGGAACACGGCUUUGAUUGCGCUCUUCACCUAUUACCGCGAGGCUGCUGUCUCAACAGUGAAUCUUUUGGAUACCAUUGUCAAGUGCGAAACAAAAAUUCAGACGCGUGUCAAGAUUGGGCUGAACUCGAAAAUGCCAUCUCGAUUUCCACCUGCUGUGUUCUACACACCGAAGGAGCUGGGAGGUCUUGGGAUGAUCUCAGGCUCUCAUAUUCUCAUUCCAGCUAGUGAUAAGCGGUGGUCCAAACAGACCGAUGUUGGCGUAACUCACUACCGCGCGGGCAUGACACAUGGCGAUGAGACGUUGAUUCCAAACAUUUUUCGUUAUAUCAUUCCUUGGGAGGCAGAGUUUAUCGACUCUCAACGUGUCUGGACCGAGUAUUCUCAGAAGCGACUCGAAGCCAAUCAGCAAAAUCGACGGCUUACGCUAGAAGAUCUUGAGGACAGCUGGGAUCGAGGGCUACCGCGUAUCAACACACUCUUUCAGAAGGACCGGAGCACUCUGAGCUUUGACAAAGGCUUCCGGGCCCGGGCCGAGUUCAAGAUUUACCAGUUGAUGAAGAGCAAUCCAUUCUGGUGGACCAGUCAACGGCAUGACGGCAAGCUAUGGAAUCUGAAUGCCUACCGCACAGACGUUAUCCAGGCCUUGGGGGGCGUUGAAACGAUCCUGGAGCAUUGUCUUUUUAAAGCCACCGGGUUUGAUAGCUGGGAAGGACUUUUCUGGGAAAAGGCUUGCCUGGCGUAUGGCACUAUGCUUUUGCGAUAUGAUGGCAGCCGUGUUCGGGUCGAGGACGUUCGGGACGGUGACUUACUGCUUGGUCCAGAUGGCGAGCCGCGACGGGCAUUCAAUAUCGUCGAUGGCAAAGAACGGCUUUAUCGGAUCACAGUUGGAGAUGGCAAAGAAGAUCUUGUCGUAACCUCGAACCAUAUUCUGGCGCUCCACCGGCAGAAGAACGAUUCUGGACAUGCAACUGAUUCAUCUGAUGACUGCUUCGACUCGAUCGAGAUGACGGCCUCCCAGUUUGCUAAGCUAGAGCCAGAGGAAAGAGGCGCUCCCAAGCUGAGCAGACUGGCCAUCAAGGACAUAGCUCUUGAAGAACACGAGACAAAAUGGGCUGGUUUCAGAACUGAUUGCGAUCAGCUUUACCUUCGGGACGAUUACCUUGUGCUACACAACAGUGGCUUUGAAGAAUCCAUGAAGUUCAAAAAAUUGACAAAUGCCCAGCGCUCUGGUCUCAACCAGAUCCCAAAUCGUCGCUUCACCUUGUGGUGGAGUCCCACAAUCAACCGAGCAGACGUCUAUGUCGGUUUCAGAGUGCAGCUAGAUCUCACUGGCAUCUUCUUGCAUGGCAAAAUUCCAACGCUGAAGAUUUCGCUGAUUCAGAUAUUUCGAGCGCAUUUGUGGCAAAAGAUCCACGAGUCUGUUGUCAUGGAUCUCUGUCAGGUUUUUGACCAGGAGCUUGAAUCCCUGGGGAUUGAGUCGGUGCAGAAAGAGACCAUCCACCCUCGAAAGUCGUACAAGAUGAACAGCUCCUGUGCGGACAUCCAGCUUUUCGCUAGCCACAAGUGGAAUGUCACACGGCCGUCCUUGCUCUUUGACUCCAAGGACACCAUUGAAUCAACGACCACUGACAAAUUCUGGAUCGAUGUUCAGCUGCGGUACGGUGACUACGACUCGCACGACAUAGAGCGCUACGUCCGCGCAAAGUACCUGGACUACACAACGGAUACCAUGAGCCUUUACCCGUCUCCGACAGGGCUGAUGAUCGGCAUUGACUUGGCGUACAAUUUGUAUUCCGCCUUCGGACAGUACUUCCCCGGCCUCAAGAUUCUCAUCCAGCAGGCUAUGACGAAGAUCAUGAAGGCCAAUCCGGCGCUUUACGUUCUACGGGAGCGCAUCCGGAAGGGGUUGCAGUUAUACGCUUCUGAAAGCAAUCAGGAGUUUUUGAACUCGCAGAACUACUCGGAAUUGUUCAGCAACCAAACACAAUUGUUCAUUGACGACACAAACGUGUACCGAGUGACGAUCCACAAGACAUUCGAGGGUAAUUUGACAACAAAGCCUAUCAACGGUGCAAUCUUCAUAUUCAACCCACGCACGGGCCAGCUAUUCCUGAAGAUCAUCCACACGAGCGUUUGGGCUGGCCAAAAGCGUCUAGGACAGCUGGCCAAGUGGAAGACGGCAGAAGAAGUCGCUGCGCUUAUUCGAUCGCUGCCUGUUGAAGAGCAGCCGAAGCAGCUCAUUGUCACGCGGAAGGGCUUGCUGGACCCUCUGGAAGUUAACCUGCUUGACUUUCCUAACAUUUCCAUUCGUGCAUCCGAACUGCAACUUCCCUUCCAGGCUGCGAUGAAGGUAGAGAAGCUUGGAGACAUGAUUUUGCGGGCGACAGAGCCACAGAUGGUUCUCUUCAACCUGUACGACGAGUGGCUUAAAAGCGGCAUCUCGUCGUAUACUGCUUUCUCUCGUCUUAUCCUCAUCUUGCGCGCUCUACACGUCAAUCCCGACAAGACGAAGCUUAUCCUUCGGCCAGACAAGACGGUCAUCACCCAAGACCAUCACAUCUGGCCAACUCUGACGGACGAGGAGUGGAUCAAGGUAGAGACCCAGCUUCGCGAUCUCAUCCUGAAUGACUAUGGAAAGAAGAACAAUGUGAACGUCUCCAGUCUCACCAACAGUGAGGUGCGCGAUAUCAUACUGGGAAUGGAGAUUUCAGCGCCAUCGAUGCAACGGCAGCAGGCGGCCGAGAUCGAGAGGCAGCAGCAAGAGCAGCAGCAGCUCACGGCUACCACAACCAAGACUCACAAUGUUCAUGGAGAAGAAAUGAUCGUUACUACGACGUCUCAAUUUGAGCAGCAGACGUUUGCCUCGAAAACGGAGUGGCGGACCAGGGCCAUUGCCACAUCAAACCUGAGGACAAGAUCCAACAACAUCUAUGUCUCACCUUCUGAUAGUGAUGUGGAGAGCAUAACGUAUGUCAUGCCCAACAACAUUUUGAAGAAGUUCAUCACAAUCGCCGACCUGCGCGUCCAAGUGGCUGGGUAUUUGUACGGGUCAUCCCCUCCGGAGACAGACCAGGUGAAGGAAAUCAGAUGCAUUGUGCUGGUGCCACAGAUAGGGGGGCUCAGAAGUGUACAACUGCCGGAGGGCCUGCCGCAGCACCAGUUUCUCAACGGCUUGGAACCUUUGGGCGUCAUUCACACGGUGUCUGGAAACGAACUUCCGUACAUGUCCGCUGCGGACGUGACGGAGAUGGCUCGGUUGCAGGAAGCGCACGAGUCAUGGAGUCAGAACCGGAACCAGACUGUAUCUGUGUCCGUUUCUUUCACUCCGGGUAGUGUUUCCCUUUCGGCAUGGGGACUGACACCACAGGGACUGAGGUGGGGCGCGGAAAACAAGGACACGCAGAGCGAUCAGCCGCAAGGGUUUACUACAAGCAUGGGUGAGAAGCGAAAAUUUCUGCUAAGCCCCAAGUACAAAGGCUUCUUCCUGGUGCCGGAGUCCGGCAGGUGGAAUUACAGCUUCAUGGGGACGGAUUUUGCUGGUCUGGCAAAGAAGAGCGUGCAUGUCAAGCUGGACACGCCUCUUUCAUUCUACAGUGAUCUCCAUCGCCCCUUGCACUUCCAGAACUUUUCCGAGCUGGAGGACAUCUGGGUUGACCGCAGUGACAACUUUGCUUAA